Olea europaea var. sylvestris is the source of this 1514-nucleotide messenger RNA. Its product is annotated as splicing factor 3B subunit 4. The transcript is spliced from 9 exons. The record is from RefSeq and is a predicted model, not a curated record. Gene Ontology annotation, biological process: positive regulation of mRNA splicing, via spliceosome. The coding region runs from base 83 to 1171 and encodes 362 amino acids. Gene Ontology annotation, cellular component: nucleolus; U12-type spliceosomal complex. NCBI's taxonomy places the organism in Eukaryota, Viridiplantae, Streptophyta, Magnoliopsida, Lamiales, Oleaceae. Gene Ontology annotation, molecular function: RNA binding.
CCAGUCCCAAUAGUAUUUCCCUUCGAAGGUCCGCAGAAGUUUCUCCAGUAAUCCAAUUUACUACGUCCUUUCAAAGGCAUCGAUGACGACCCGAAUCGCGCCUGGCGUCGGAGCAAACCUUCUAGGCCAACACUCAGCCGAGCGCAACCAGGACGCCACCGUUUACGUUGGCAAUCUCGACACUAGAGUAAGCGAAGAAUUAUUAUGGGAGCUGUUUGUGCAAGCAGGUCCUGUUGUCAAUGUGUAUGUUCCCAAGGAUAGAGUCACAAAUGCUCAUCAAGGCUAUGGCUUUGUGGAGUUCAGAAGUGAAGAAGAUGCUGAUUAUGCAAUUAAGGUUCUAAAUAUGAUUAAACUACAUGGGAAGGCAAUUAGAGUUAAUAAGGCAUCUCAAGAUAAGAAAAGUGUUGAUGUGGGAGCUAACCUGUUCAUAGGAAACCUUGACCCUGAUGUUGAUGAAAAACUUCUGUAUGACACUUUCAGUGCUUUUGGAGUCAUUGUUUCAAAUCCAAAGAUAAUGAGAGAUCCAGAGACCGGGAAUUCCCGUGGUUUUGGCUUUAUUAGCUAUGAUUCUUUUGAGGCUUCUGAUGCAGCCAUAGAGGCAAUGAAUGGUCAGUAUCUUUGCAAUCGUCAGAUAACGGUGUCUUAUGCAUACAAGAAAGACACAAAGGGGGAGCGUCAUGGAACUCCUGCUGAAAGAGUUUUGGCUGCGAGUAAUCCAACUGGCCAGAGAAGUAGGCCCCAUACCUUGUUUGCAAGUGGACCUCCUAUGCUUCCUCCACAUCCCAAUGGUACGGUCAGUGCUCCAGUGCCGCCGCGGUCUUUUGCAAAUGGCAGUGUUCCUCCACCCCCCAUCCCAGCACUCCGUCCACCACCACCACAACCUCCACAGGCUGGUGUUUACCCCCCCAUGCAGAUGACCGGACCACCAUCCUGGCAGGGACAGCCACCACAACCUGGUCAAAUUGGCAUGGGUCUGCCACCAAUGCAGCAGUUCAGGAGCAUGCCUCCACCACCACCUCAACAAGUUGCUCCUGGUCUAGUUAGGCCCCCUCCACCUCCAUCUGGACUUGUUGCUCCUCCUGUUUGGCGGCCACCACCUCCUCAGCACCUCACUGGCGGACAACAUUCUAUGCCACAGAUGUCAAUGCCCCCUCCACCACCACCACAAUGAGGUGGAAACUUAUGGAGGUUUCUAGAUAAUAGCUCAAAUAACUUUUGACACUCUUUUCCUUGUGGCAUUUUGUUCCAUUACUACAUUAUUGCAUGUAAAAUUCUGAGAGAACAGGCAUGAUUAUUCUUAUGGCAAGUGCCUGGCAUGUAUCCUUAACCUACUAAGUAAUUGCGAAGAUUUUUUGAGGACUGUAAAUAUAGCUUUUGUCAUCUGUUUGUUUAGAGAAGUUGUUUUAGGCACUGGAGAAGUUCUAGGAUUCAACUGAACACCGGAUAUAGCUCGUAGAAACCUUCAGUUGUGGUUUCUAUAGUUUCCUACGUAUUAUUAGCCAAGUCUUUGAUCC